Molecule: messenger RNA, 1253 nt
Organism: Melitaea cinxia (Glanville fritillary)
Lineage: Eukaryota; Metazoa; Arthropoda; Insecta; Lepidoptera; Nymphalidae
Gene: Samtor
Product: S-adenosylmethionine sensor upstream of mTORC1
Exons: 1
Coding region: 253-1200 (315 amino acids)
Biological process (GO): negative regulation of TORC1 signaling
Molecular function (GO): methyltransferase activity
Source: RefSeq, a predicted model, not a curated record
ACUCGACAGUCGACAGCUUACAAUCCAAAAUACCAAGGAGACAAGUUUAUUAAUUUAUGACGUAGGUUAUUAAUUUGUACUUAAAACAGGCAUAAGACUCGCAAAUAAUUUUGUUUCAAAUUACUGUGAAGUUAUGCAUCACAACGGAUAAUACCAAUUUAUCGAAAAUCGCUUAUAAAUAUUGUUGUUUAAAUUUUUAUCUUAAUUUGAAGUUUUAAAUGCUAUCUUGUUAAAGUAACAAGAAAAAAUAAUAUGGCAAGUGAAGAACACAAGCAAUUGGCUCAAUUUUUAAAAACUGUUCAUUCAACUCUAAGAUAUGCGUCAACUGCUGUAGGAGGUGAUAGAGCGUGGCGUGAUCACUGCAGUAACAGAGACGUCCUAAUCACAUAUGCAAAAUGUAUGCAACAGCUAGCUACUACUCAUUGGGAACAAAAUUCCUCCAAAGAUGAUAGUUCUGCAUUAUCCCGAAUUAAAUGGUCAGCAGACUUCUCAUAUGACUACUUUAUUAAUAAAUCUUUUGAAAAAUACUCUCUGAAAGAAGUGCAAAUCGGUGAAAAAAUCGGUAUAACAAUAAAUAUAAAAGAAAAUUUUUCCGAACCAUUCAAACUUAUUGAUGUGGGCAGUUGCUACAAUCCCUUCAAAAUAUAUGAAUACCUAGACGUGUUAGCUAUCGACCUGUGUCCUGCCAAUGAACAUGUUAUGGAAUGUGACUUUCUUAAUGUAUCAAUUGGAACAGAUACUAUAAUAACUGAGGAUAAAGUAAAACAACUCCAAGAAGAUAGUUUUGAUGUAGUAACUUUUUGUUUUCUGUUAGAGUACAUUCCUACAUCAGAAAUGAGAAUCACUGCUUGCCAGAAUGCUUAUAGAUUAUUGAAAGUUGGUGGUAUCUUAGUAAUAAGUACUCCUGAUUCAAAGCAUGUUGGCGCUAAUAGUAAGAUAAUGAAAUGUUGGAGGUAUACUUUAGCUACUUUAGGGUUUUCUAGAAUUAAAUAUGAAAAAUUAAGGCACAUGCAUUGUAUGGUGUUCAGGAAGUCAUUGCUUAAAGAGAUUACUAUUAGAUGGGCUACAUUACAUAAGGAGCCUUUUAUGGAUGGUAAUUUGAACAUACCACAAGAUUUUUCAAGAACGGAAGAAAUCAUAAAAUUUGAUAAUGUAAAUAAUGAUAUUAUAGACUUUUCAGAACUUCCAUUUAGUAAUUGAAGUUUUUUUUUAUUUAUUUAUUGUUAAGAAUAAAUUUAUUUUGUUUGAUAUUU